Messenger RNA from Penicillium chermesinum, 297 nucleotides. RefSeq lists its product as uncharacterized. NCBI's taxonomy places the organism in Eukaryota, Fungi, Ascomycota, Eurotiomycetes, Eurotiales, Aspergillaceae. The transcript has a single exon. Bases 1 to 297 code for a protein of 98 amino acids. The record is from RefSeq and is a predicted model, not a curated record.
AUGACUGUCGAUGAGGGGAGUGACGUUGUCGUGCCAACAAUCGCCCCGAGUCAAUGGUGGCUGUGGGCAGUAGCUGUGAUGCCGGAAGCGAUGAUGCCAAUGCACCAAUGGCACUUGCCAGUGCGACAAGUGGAAAGUACGGCAUUGCCAGCAUUGCAGACUGCUGAACUACCACUCGUGAGAGAAGUCGCAGAGGGGGAAAUUUCCAAGCUCAAAGCAAGAUCGGUUCCUGUCGAUCGAUUCCAUCCUUGGACAAGCGAACGGGUCGGCUAUCGCGAACGCGAGCAGGGAGUUUGA